Messenger RNA from Acanthochromis polyacanthus (spiny chromis), 7183 nucleotides. It is a transcript of the gene crtc1b, whose product is annotated as CREB regulated transcription coactivator 1b. The record is from RefSeq and is a predicted model, not a curated record. Gene Ontology annotation, molecular function: cAMP response element binding protein binding. Bases 61 to 1890 code for a protein of 609 amino acids. Gene Ontology annotation, cellular component: cytoplasm; nucleus. Lineage: Eukaryota; Metazoa; Chordata; Actinopteri; Pomacentridae. The transcript is spliced from 14 exons. Gene Ontology annotation, biological process: positive regulation of transcription by RNA polymerase II; protein homotetramerization.
UCAAGAGAAGGCCCCGGCGCGGUGCGUACCGUAACAUUCCAUUGAGAAGAAGAGGGAAAGAUGGCGUCCUCUAACAAUCCUCGCAAAUUUAGCGAAAAAAUCGCUUUGCAUAAUCAGAAACAGGCGGAGGAGACCGCGGCGUUCGAAGAAGUGAUGAAAGACCUGAACAUCACCAGAGCUGCGCGGUUGCAGUUACAGAAGACCCAGUAUUUGCAACUAGGGCAGAAUCGUGGACAGUACUAUGGAGGCUCACUGCCCAAUGUCAAUCAGAUUGGAAAUGGCAACAUUGACCUGCCUUUUCAGAACUCGGUGCUGGAUACCAGUCGGACUACCAGGCACCACGGGCUGGUGGAGCGGGUUUACCGUGACCGGAACCGCAUCACGUCUCCUCACCGCCGGCCGCUGUCAGUCGACAAACAUGGACGCCAAAUUGACAGCUGUCCUUACAGCUCAGUUUACCUCUCCCCACCGCCAGACACUAGCUGGAGAAGGACAAAUUCAGACUCUGCCUUACACCAGAGCGCCAUGAAUCCGAAGCCCCAGGAGGUGUUUGCAGGGGGAUCACAAGAGCUGCAGCCUAAACGAGUACUGCUGCUAACAGUGCCUGGGACAGAGAAUUCAGAGCCAAAUGCAGACAAGGAUGCACAGAAACAGUUGUGGGAUGACAAGAAGGAUGAUUCGUCAAAGCCCAACACGUGUGAUGUCCCAGGAAUCAAUAUAUUUCCAUCACCAGACCAGGAGCUGAACCCAUCCGUGCUCCCUGCUGCACAUAACACCGGUGGUUCGCUACCCGACCUGACUAACAUCCAGUUCCCUCCUCCGCUGUCCACCCCUCUGGACCCCGAAGACACCGUGGCCUUCCCAUCUCUCAGCUCUGCCAACAGCACGGGCAGCCUGACCACCAACCUCACCCACCUGGGCAUCAGUGCUGCCAGCCACGGGAUCCCCGCCUCCUCUCAGCCCACUAUGACUGUCACAGCACAGCGCCGGCAGCCACCCGUGGUGCCGCUGACUUUAACCUCUGACCUCCAUCUUCAGCAGUCCCCACAGCAGCUCUCACCCACCCUCACCUCACCCGUUAACAUUACACAGGCUGUGCCGACAGAAACGCUGACCCUGGAGCAGCAGCUUUCCCAGUAUCCCCUGUUCAACCAGCUGACCGCUCAGGCCCAGGCUCAGCUGCUCAGUGACCUCCAGAAGCAGCAGGCUCUGCCGCAGGGCAUCCAGCUCAUCACCUUGCCAACUCUGGCCUCCGCUGGCACACCCACCGCUACGGCCAGCAGCCCCUCUCCAGACAGCCAGACCACCGCCAGCAUCAGUGUCAGCUCGUACCGCAAUCAGACUGGCUCACCAGCCACUCAGUCUCCAACCUCCCCAGUCUCCAAUCAAGGCUUCUCCCCCGGAGGCUCGCCUCAACACAUUCCUGUGGUGGGCAGUAUAUUCGGAGACUCCUUUUAUGAUCAGCAGCUGGCGUCGAGGCAGACCAACGCUCUCUCUCACCAGCUGGAGCAGUUCAACAUGAUCGAAAGCCCCAUCAGCUCCAACAGCCUUUACAACCAGUGUUCCACACUCAACUACACACAGGCAGCCAUGAUGGGCCUCACCGGGAGCAGCCUACAGGACUCUCAGCAACUUGGCUACAGUAGCCAUGGCAACAUCCCCAACAUCAUCCUAACAGUCACAGGUGAGUCUCCGCCAAGCCUCUCCAAAGAGCUGACCAACUCUCUGGCAGGCGUUGGCGACGUCAGCUUCGACGCAGACUCUCAGUUCCCUCUGGAUGAGCUGAAGAUCGACCCGCUCACCCUGGACGGACUGCACAUGCUCAACGACCCCGACAUGGUGCUGGCCGACCCCGCCACCGAGGACACGUUCAGGAUGGACAGGCUGUAACGCCAAAUGCUGACUGUGGCCUGGAACAAAGAGGAAAAAAACACACUAACUUGUGAACGGAGAGAAGCAAAGGGCAGGAUGAACCCUCUCCCUCGUUGCAUGGCCGUCCAGCUGUCCGACCUCGCCCUCGACUCCGUGAAGCCCUUUGAAACGAUGCGCCACCAAAAGACAACGGGGAAAAAGACAUCCAGUGGCUUGCCGGGGAAUGGCCUCGCUGUCGUUUUGAAUGAGAUUGGUUGCUCAGCGCUUUCGCUAGCCUACUGUGUUUACAGUGUACCAUUACAUGCCACCUAUAUUCCAAAAACGCACAUUUGAGAGUUUUUUUUCUUUCUUUUCAUAUCCAUUUUAAUAUUGUUUUGUUGAUAUUUGCUUGUAGCAGGACGCUACUAGGACAUUGGGCUAAACCGUACCCGUUACAACUGGCUGUGUGGAAGAAAAAAAAAAAACAACAGAAGAAGAUGAAAAAACACAGCUGGUUUGCUCGUACCCUGCAAUGAAGUGAAUCGGUUUUCCCAUCAUGCCAUUAUGGCUUUCUGUUUCACACUCAAAGCUUUAUUUUUGACAACCAAAUGUUAUUUUCGUCAUGUACUGAAUGUUUUUAUGCUUCAUGUAUUUAUAUGUUCUAUUUAUUUAUUUGGUUAAAGAUUUUAUAUUCCAUUUCAUAAUUUAAAUUUGAUGCCAAAAUGCUCUCUGUAGGCAUAGUGUACAAUUGCACUGAUGUAAUCUGUGUCUAUUUAUUAAUUACUAACAUAUUUAUAUAUGUGUUUGUUAAGCUACUUGGUUAAUGAAGGAGUGCAAAACCUCCCCAUAGUUGCUCUUUGCUGUUCAAUGUGCCAUUCUCUGAUGUAGGAUGUGGUCAACGUUGCUAUGCUGCAGCCCAACAGUCAAAUCAAAACAUCACAGUUUUUAGCACGGCUCCAGAAAAUGUUGCGUGCUCCACAAAUGGGUUGGUUUCAUGCCACUUGAAUUAACUUUCUCUGAGGAAACUCGUCAGGUAUUUCUAUUUAACUAGAACGCAAAAGAAAUGCGUCCAAAUUCAUUUUCUGCCAGUGAAAAGCCAAUACAUAUAUCUAUAUAUAUAUAUAUAAAUAUAUAUAUUCAGAGCGAACUUCUUCUCAGUGGAGGAAGGCGUCUGUUUUUAAACCAGAGAACACUAAAAUCUUAAAUCUUUUUAAGUCGUCACUGUGAAAUCACCUGAUUUUGCCUUACAGGAGUACUCUACUGUUCUACUUAAGUGUCUAACGUGACAACGUAUUUUCGUAACUUAUUGUACCAUUUUCUUGGAUUCGAAGGGAACUUUUGGUCAGUGAUAUUUGUGGUUAUGUUGUGUAAGGUUUGACAAAUCAAUGUACUGUAUUUUGUAGCGGUACACUUUAUAGCCAAAUUGUUGAUGUUUUUUAAAGUGGGGCAAAAAAAAAAGAAAAUUAAACAAAAAAUAUAUAUCUACGGAGGGUUGAAAGUAUUUGAGAUGGAGUGCAAUUAUGGGGAGGCUUUUUGCUCCUAUGCAGGGAAGCUCUAACAAAAACUGACCUUUGACACUUGGGUCACCGAUGACAAAAGUACCAUUCAAAGUAUUGAGGAAAGGAAGUAUAUUUAACAGUAUCAGUACCUCCAAGUGGUUGUUUUCAUAAGAUGCAAUCUUCCGAUGUCAGAGUCUACGAAUAUAUAAAAUUUUCUAUUGUAGAGUUCACGUCCAUGUAGUAAACUGGAUUGAGUGCAUCAAGGGCACAUAAAGUUUCUGUCUAAGAAAGAAUAUUUAUAUACUAAGUAUUGUAUGCAAUCCUUCUGCAGCACCGAGAUCUGUUCCAUUCAGUCUGAAAAUAUUCACAAUAACAAUCAGGGAUGUAGUCGAGUCUACGCAUUCGUUUACACCACCUCUUCAACUCUGAAGUGUUUACGCAGCAUCAUCCCUAACGGCAUCCAUGACACGGUCCCUUUUUGCCAAAAAUGUGUAGAAGGACCGUCAGUAACGGUAACUUCACACCUGGUGCCAAUCGAGUCCGCCUCGGCCUUUUGUCAGAGUUUCCCUGAGAGUCAUGUGUAGGUCUGUGGGAUCAUGUUUGGUGUGUUGUAAUGUUUGUGUACAGAUGUUUUUACUCGCCUGAAGCGCUGAUGGGAAGAGUGCCCAAACCCCCCCCCCCCGACAAAGGAAUCACGUUUGGUUUACCUCUGCAGUUGUUUCAGUUCAAGUGUUUCUUGUCUGCUGUAAAAACUUCCAUCCACGGUUUUGUUUGCCUUCAACAGAUUUGUGAUUCCUAUGCAAAUGAGACAAAAAAAUGGCCCUUAAAGGAAAAAUCCACCUCUGAUGUUUUGUUGUUUAAUGCGGCCCUCAAGUUAAGCUGGAUUUAUUCUUCGUCUGUUGAAGAGCAGCAGGAGGAAAUGUGGUCACUCAGCCCAGGCUGCUUUUAUUUUCUUUUAAAUUGAGAUUUUAAUCAAAAGUUGACAUUUUUUGACAAACUGUCUGCUGUUACUGCCCAAUAAUACGAACCCCAAAACAUCUGAAACAUGAUUGAGAACGUAGACUCUGAACUUCCAGGAUUUAACAGCUCCAUGUGUCACAAAGUAAAUGAUGCAACCAAUGCCCAGCUCAGUUAUAAAUUAGAGCUUUGAGAUGAAGCUACAUCUCAGCAUUGUAGCUCUGCUUUAGAAAACAUAACUACAUGACAUUUAUCACAUUAUUAUACAAGUGCAGGACGUAAUUGAGCGUUGCAGUGGUGCUAUGACAAUCAACGAGUGAAACUGUACCCUGAAAUAUAAAUGAAUUUCUUUGGCAGAGAAGCAUAAAUCCAGCGUCACUUGAAAGAAUUCAGAACUCCUUUCGAAAAUACAUUGGCGCCUGUUGAAUACAGGUGCAGAAAUUGCUGCUCUGGAAGGAAACAUUUCCUCUCUAAAUGUAAAGGAACUGAUGUCAAACCAGAUUUGAUGUUUAAAAUCCAUGAAACAUUUCUCAUAAAAGGGAGAAAAAUAAAGCACUAAAAAAUGCCCCUGGAAUGCAAACUGAUUUUUAUUUUCUGUCGCUAACAUUGGAUUUUUCCUUUAAGUCUCCGGAACAAAUGUGUAGAAGUCAUUCUCUACAGAUUACAUGUGUCCAAAGGUUUUUAUACCUAAAGAAAAAAAAACAGAUAAGUGUUCAAACUUCACUGUUGUGUUGCCAAUAAUGCCAGUGAUUUGAGCUUUCCCGUCGCCUCCCUCCUUUCAUCCUGCUGAAUACUAGUCGUUCACACUGACCUUGUACAUAUGCUAUAGCUGAGACUAAAUGCAUGCCUAAACUGACAGUCCGAACCUCUAAACGAAGGCCUUCUAUAGCUCCGCAGGUUUGAUUUGUGUAACAUAAUGCUAUCACAAAGUCUAAAGGGAUGCAUGUAUGGGUUUCUCCUGUGCGACAGUGAACUCCUGUUAAGUGACUCCGUUACCUCCAUUACUGUACAAUGCCACUUCACGAAUGAUAAAAGAAUGUAUUUUCUGUGUCCUAGUUUUAGCCUGUUGCCAAAUGAUCCGAUGUUUGGAGUCUGGUCCCAUUACAGUCGGACCAGUCUUCUUCUCCUCUCUGCUCUUCAGUCUCCCUCCGAGGAUUCAGACUGUUGCUUGUUCCUCUUUCUCUUCCUACUGUAGCAUCUCUCUGCAUAGAAACAGUCGAUCCGGCCCCCAAAUCCUUUCCGUCAGCACAACUUUUUUUGCUUUGUCUUGAGAAAAUGGAAGCAGGUUCUGUCUCGCAAAAGGUUGCAGAUUGGCACGUGCACUGAUCGUUUGCAUAUGUGGACUCGAAUCUUUUGAAACUUGCGUGUUACGCAGUCAGCUGCAUGACAUGAUAGACACGUUGGCAGAUCCCCGUGUUCUGUACAGGACUCUGAUCUCGCUAUGCUGAAGUGAAGUGUGUUUUAAGACAUCAGAUGUGAUUGUUUUUUGUUGUCGCUGCCUAUCAUGUCAAGUUCUGGACUGGGUAAAGUGUUGUUUUCUUGUUGUUUUUUUCCUCUUUUUGUGAAAUGUUUAGUCCACCGUAGUUGCUUGGCACUUUAUUUGUGACUUCCUGGCUUUUUGAGCAAGGACUGUUCUGCCCGAUGCGAAUGCUGACUGUUUCACACCAGAUGCAUACUCCAGGAGAUAUUUUCAUGUCAAAGAAAAGAUGAAUUCUCUAUUUUCCUUUGUAAACUAUAUUUUGGCUUGUCUCGUUUUUAUCUGUGAAGAUUUUAGGGGAUGCAAAACUAGAAAGGGCUUACUCCAGUGCAGCUUGCGCUCUUGUGUUGGAAAGGAACGGCGCUCCGAAUGUAUUUCUUUGUUUGUGUCAUUUCCCUCCCCUACAUGAAAAUCGCAUCGAGGUUCAGCGAGUUCAGUCGGCAACACUGAUCGGCCUUACCAGUUAGUCGCAACCUGAAAACUACUCAAGUGAAGCAGUUUGUAUCUUAACUUUUACUGCCACUAACAGUUUGUAUUUGACUUGCAUUGAAGCUCGCCGGUCUACAUCAGUGGUGUGCUUUCCUAAAGUUAGAAAUGAAUGAAUGGCAUGGCAAGGGUGUUAGAUGCCUUCUCCAUUGUCCCAGGUUUGCUACAGGCUACUGUAACCCUGGUUAAAGACUUGACUUUAAGUUAGGCAGCUAAUACACCUUUAAUUGAAGCAAGGAGGUUGGACAAAAGGCAGUUGUGAGAGUGAAAAAGUAAAUUUUGUUCAUCAGAAUUACAUCCCAACAUGUGCCGAGUCUGAGACGAAGCACCAAGAUGUGGGAAGCAAACUUUUCCACAUAAGCUGGAGGUCCAUUUUUCAACCACAAGAUCCACAGAUCAUCUGACAAUAUGUUUUCUACGUCUUGUAAACAAUCUCACUCAUCUGCUAGAGUCGGUCUGAGACGCCGCUUACUUGCAUUACUUUAAAGCACGGCUGAGUUGUGCUCAACGGCGAUGAAUUAAAUUGUCUCGAGCCGAGAAGGCAGACGAGUGAAGCUCACCCAGGAGUCCUGUGUUUAAAGGUGUUUCCUCAGUCCCAGAAUAGCAGGAAGGAGUUGCUACUUCAUCUGUACUGCUUGUUCCCAGAGUGUUUUUGGUCUGAUUAAUGUCCCUUUAAUAACACAGGGUUUUCUAAAUGACUCUACACUCCAUUGAAACAUGUAAAAGGCUCUGGAAAAAACAGUUUAAGUUCCACUUAAAGCUUAUAGUGAAAAUAGCAUUAUAUCACUGUUGUCCUGUAAGUCGUAGUAAAAGAUCUGUAGUUAUUUAUUUGUUGCCAUGUGAUUCUCCUUAUGUGACCAUUUGUUUAUAAGAUGAAAGAAAAAUGUCAAUUAAAUUGAAUGUGGAAGACAGA